This is a messenger RNA of Colletotrichum acutatum, 695 nucleotides long. RefSeq lists its product as uncharacterized. The record is from RefSeq and is a predicted model, not a curated record. The coding region runs from base 50 to 268 and encodes 72 amino acids. Lineage: Eukaryota; Fungi; Ascomycota; Sordariomycetes; Glomerellales; Glomerellaceae. The transcript has a single exon.
UUAGAACCGACGUGGAGGCUCAAACGGCUCUCUGUCCCCCUCUCUUCCCAUGGUUCUUCUUCUUACCCUAGCGCUUCCUUUUUGGGGGUGGUUUAGAGGAGGGGGAAGAUCGGUCUAUGGACUCCACAUCGCGGAUGGGUAUGACGAAACACCAACGAAAGCGAGAACGCGAUACUUUUUGGUUGGCACUAAGGUAGCUCGGACAAUAUUUCAAAUUGGCUUUUUUUCUUCGCCUGUGGUAGAGGAGAGAGAAACAUGGCAAGUUUAGGUAAGGGAGGGGUGGCGGCGGAAAAGGGAAAAAUAAAAAAGUGUGGUAAGUAAAUGCCUUGGGUCCAUCGCAAAUACUAUCGCGUGCCCGUUUGCUUUGGUAAACGCCCGCAACGGGGACUAGGUCACUAGAGUGAGAGUGAGAGAGAGGGAGGAGGGGAAACGGGACUGUGGGCUGGAUUGUGGCUGGAAUAAUUCAACCACGACGAAAGGGGGCCUCGUAAUCCUCUGCAACAGAGAGCAGAACCAAGUUGCAGUAGCAAUGCAGAUUGCCAACGAAGGCACAAUAAAGUUUGGAGAAUGUCUGGAUUGCACGUUGUUGGGAUAAUCCGAUGGGCAUGGCGAAAUGCACGUAAUAAGUCCAACCUACCUAGUUCCUGUUUUUAGCAGGUGCGAACUACUGCGUCGAGAUGAAUAAGGUAAUGGAG